GUGGGUCGGUGGGAAGCGUGGGCGCAGCGGGCGCGCGCUUUUGGACGGCCAGCAAAUUGCCCCAUUUGCCCGCGCCCUCCUAGCGCCCGCCCGAAGCGCGCCGCCUCGCCAAGGUGUCGUCCUUGGAGGCGCCUCGACGCGCAGGCGUGGGCGGCGCGCGCCUCGAGCUCGAGCGGCGCAGCCUCGACCUCGAGCGCGAGUUGCGCGCCGACCGUGACUCCGACGCCUCGCUCGACGACCGCGACCACCUCGUCUGAUCGUGCGAACGCCUCCGACGCUGCCCCGCGGCAGACUGACUUCAACUCCGCCCUCAGCUGGAAGCGACCCUGCUGUGACGUCACCACCGCAACCACCGAACUUCGUAAGGCCAGUUGGGUCUGUGCUCACAGUGACGUUGCGAGCGGAGUCGCGACCUCCCGCGUCAGUGGCUCCCGCGCGUCUACCCUCAGUGCCGCCUCCAGCUGGAACGGCGCUCAUGCUAGUGACGUCACUAACGGAGUGAAGACCGCCUGUGAUGGCGGCUCCCGUGCUUCUGAUACCAGUUGGAACAUUCCCGAAGUUCACAGCGCUUCGGACUCCGUUUGCGGUCGUCGUACGACUGCGUGCGUACAAACUGUGUCUGCGUCGCACCGUGCGAACGUUUCCGCGAGUGACGUCAAAAGCUUGAGCGUGCCCGGUAUGCGCCCACCACUGCCCGUUAACGCCCACCACCACAGAAAUGACUUUUUUAAUCAUCCUCAUAAAGCGAAUUUGACCAAUAUUGUGCCUAAUAUGCCCGCUCAUUCUUUAAGUGCUCAAAACCAUGUACCUCAUAACGGGGGUAGGAUCAACUUUAAUUCACACGCUUGUAACAAUGUGCCUAAUUGGAGUCGCAGUGUAGACAUAUUAAAAGCUCUACACCACGCUGUUCCACAUAAUUCAUCUAGUCAUGUCGACGAUAGAUCCGCUUAUGCUGAAGUAAGACAACCUUCGAGUGCAAGAAGACCAAUAUUUGAUAUUUACGCUGUACCUGGUGAAGCGAAGGAACCCUGUCACCAAAACAGAGAUGUUGUGAACCAGAACUCUAAUCCAAUAUACUAUCGAAGCAAACCUAAAGAAGCCAACUCGAGUUGUACUUGCGUACCUAUUUCGAUACCUCGUGUAUCCAGCUGGAGUUUUACGAAGAAGAGUGUCGCAUCGACACCGAUUGCUACCAAUCAAGCUAUGAACAAUAUGAUCAAGAUCCAAUCAGCUGAUAACAUUAGACGGCUGCAGUUCAUUAACGCAAGCAUUCCAUCCACUUCUGGCCAGUUGGAUUUCGAUAGAACAAUCUACCCUCCGAAUAAUAAUGAGAACAGCGCCAUCUAUCGCCACCAAACCAUGCCACAAGAAGUCGUCUGUCAUCAACCGCGAGAAAAUAAGAAUGUUCCACAAAUCCCAAUACCCCUGCCGAUGCCGAGCAAUAAAACUCAUGUUCAUCCUAAUUCAGCCAAAAACAGCGUUGUUCAUUGGACAAAUUCCGUGGAAAACCGAGUAUGCUGUCCGGAAACCGUUUUGUACGGCGCUGUCUAUGGUCUCAAGUGCUUAAAAUAAAUAGUAAUAUUGGUCAAAGGAAGGGUUACAAGAUUUUGUGGUUGUGGGGCUAAUUUUUUUUUUUGGUGGGUACGAAAGUGCGUGAAGUGAACGUAAGUGUCUGCGGCGAAUGUUGAGUGGGACAAUAAUACCAUAUCGUUGCUUUACACCGCCUCUUUAGUCUUUCAGUGUCGAUGAAUAUCGCUUAGUACAGAUUAUACCCUACACUGCCUAGCGCCUGUAUCUAAGAAGCGAUUUAGAUAUUAUAGUCUUUAUAUCGUACGCUUUAAGAUCGAGUGUUGCAUUUAAACUUUUUGUAAUAAAAAACAUAGUGUAUAUGUAGGUAAUUAUACUUGGGUUAUGUAAACGAGCAUUAAGCUUUCACAUCGAACGAUUGUUAUGUGUAUUUUGCCAUUAUAUAAAGAAUUAUAGUUGCACCGAUUCUCUACUUUCGACACAGUUAAUGAUCAAAUUGUGUCUUAUGGACAGAAUCGACAAACCUGGCGUGCAUGUAACAUAUUUGUAGGAUUCAUUUGAUUAUAAAUCGGCCCCUUUCACUUGUUAUUAACAUCACAAUAACAAAAGUACGUGUAUGAUUUUUUUAAAGCAACUCUGUCGAUGAGCAAUACAUAUGAGUGGACAACAAAUCCGUUACAUGCGCAUCAAAACUAUGUGUUAUUCCUUAUGUUCUAUGAAUAAAGGCUCAUGUUCCUACGAGUUUAUUAAAUUUUUAUACAGCAGUGUAAGGCAACGAUGGGGUUUUUCAUAGAAAAAUUUCGCUUGGCGGCAAGCGUCCAAAUGAAUCUAGUGCAUAGAGGCAAAAUUGAUCUCAAUAAAUAAAUAAAGACUACAAAAAUCGUAUAUAAUAUACGGACAUCUAGUGGAAUUGUGCGAGUAACGUGUUUUACUGUUUUCUAUGUAUUAUACAUGUAACGUAAGGACGUUUAUGAGUCGAUUGUGUCGAUGUUAGUGCCUGCUAAGUCCGGUUUAGUAUUAGAAACCUCGACCACUGUUUAAGGGAACUCUUUGAUCAUUUUACCGAGAAACGACUAGCAAUUUCGAGAGGUGAAUUUUUUUUUUGCCGCUCCCGUAUACGUACGCUGGGCGCGUACGUGCAAAGUGAAAAUUCGUAGAAUCUUGUAAACGUUCAAACGCAAGAUUUUAACUGAAUUUUCUCGAAUUGUUACGCAUAAUUAAUUCUUAAGUUUCGGUUGUGCCGGAACCGUGGUCACAUCAGUGAUUUUAUUAAUCUAGUAUAGUAGUUAAUUUGUUUGGAAAAAUUCUCUCUCGAAACCCGUAGUUAUUAAGCUUUAUUAUGUGUGUGACUAAAAUGUUUUUCUACGAAAACAAUUGACAUUUCUUUUUCGUUUUAAUUAUAUUUUAUAAUUCGACAUAAGCGUAUUCGUUGGAUAAGUUGACGUCCUAAAAGUGAUAAAGUGAUGUUGCGUUCUUAAAUGGAUAACAAUUUAUGCGGAAUUUAAUUAAAGGAUUUAAAGGGCCUUUUUUUAGCUAAUUAAGUUAAGCUGUGCGAUUUAUUUCGGUGGAUAAUAGUUUACAUAGUGUAUGUGAUGGGUUGAUAUGAUUUUAUUUAUGUAUACUGACGAUCGCACAUUUAAUACAACUAUUUGUAUGGUCGACGAUACCUAUAGCCAUUUUAUUAUAAAAAUGGAAUUAAAUAGUUACAUAGCGAUACAGCGCAUAUAUAAACGAACUGCAUCGCAAAUAUAUAUUUGAAUUUUUCUUCAAACUCCUUUACGAUACUUGCUUGAUACUUGACAUUUUAAGAAUACUUCCAGUCCUACAAAUAAAUUUAGGUAACUAUGUUUAUCUAAAAAAAUAUUAAAUCCAAAACUAUUUGUUUUAAGUGAUACCUAUGUAUCGGGUUUUUUUCAGUUAAAGUAUUAAAUACUAUACAAUUAAAUGAAUCAUUUAAGAAUGUCUUAUUACUUAAGAUUAACGGAUCUUAACUUUUUAUUAGACCUGUUUUUGACAUUUCUUUUUUUUAAUAAAUAUACAAAAGCAAAUACCUUCCAUUUAAGAACGUCUUAACAAUUCAUUGACUUUUGGCUGUAGAUGAGAGAAUACUAUAAAUCGAUAUGAUUUAUUAAUAAUUAUUUACAAAUUAUAAAUGCAAGUAAUAAGUAUCUUAAAUGUAGUUUUUUUUUGCAUGAAAAAUGCAAGUCGAUUUUCUGUAUGAGAAAAAAGUUUAAGCUGUCAUUAUUACAAGAAUUGUAUCAAUAUACAAUAGCCGAUUUUUUUUGUAUGAAAGGAUCUAGGACGGCAAUUUUCGCCGAUCAUCCUGUGAUGCAGUUGGUUUAUAUGUGCGCGAACUUUUAUAGUACAUAUUAUUCAGUAGACCGUUUUAUUUUAAAACAGAGGUAGUUACUUUUUUUUUACUAUAGUUCUCAAACAUAUCAGUCCAUACAACAUGCGCUCGCAACCACUGCUUUAUGUAUGUCAGUAGCGUGCAAUUUAAUUUAGCAGAGUUAUAUCGACCUUCUAUGGUAAAAAUUCGUACGUCCUUUUUACAUUGAGGGCUCACUACAAUCGACGUUUCACCCAUAGAAUCCGAUUUACAUGAUGAAACUUCUUUCAUACAUUUUUGUAAGUAAUUUAAACGCGCGAGAAAGUUUUUUCUCUAAUCUAUAUUUUUAACAUUUUACAUGGUACAUAAUAAUGCUAAAGGCUUAUAUUGUUCUACAACACACGUAUGAUUUAAAAAUGGGGCUUUAAGCUGUCCCAAGAUAUUUUUCAUACAAUUAUUCUUUUUUUUAAACUAAGCGUCCUGUUUGUGUUAUUUUGAAACAAAUGUUGAAAAACUCCGUUCCCUAAAGGACUACAUAGAAUCCGGCUUAAAUAAUAAACAAAGUGUAAUAGAUUAAAUUACCCAAUAAUCACCCCGGUUCUGUUAUUACAUAUUUCUUAUUAAAAAUGUUAAAAUAUAUCAUAAUAAUAUGCUUGUGAUACCCUCAAUGUUAAAAAAGACUUGUAGUUUCUUCAAUUCAAUAUGUGAGGCGUCAUUUAAGAAAUAUUAUAGAUACCUAUGUAAUAUGUGCCUAAGCUAUGUGUGCCUAUGCAACAAUUAAUUAUUACAUAUUUAUCCCUACACUAUUUAUGGGGUAGCUUAUACUGUAAUAAGGGGUAAUUCAAAGGGUGGAUAAGGAAAUGUCUAGAAGCUGACGACUCCUGGGCUUUACUGGUUUGCAGAUGGUCAAGGAAUGCGGUAAUCACACCACCAGGUGACCCGCCUGCCGUCCGUUGUGUAUAUAAAUAACUUUCUUUGAAUUUUUUAUUAUUACCAAAAAAAAACGAAUCAUCUACCUAUAUCUUAAUAGUAUCAUAUUACUAGCAUAUUGAAGUAAGGGGUCUCGAAAGUCGGUAGAUUUAUUUAAAUCUAUCUCAAAAAUAGUUCGAAAAAAAUCCUAAUUCUAAUUCUGUACAUCGGAGCCGAUUUAGAUUUAGAAAUAGGUAGAACCGAGACCUCAAAAGCAUUGAAUACCGUAUAAAGGUAAAUAAUUUUCAUAUAUGACACCUUCCGAAUUGAAAAACAAGAAUUUUACCAUUUAAGUGACAAAGUUGUUAACACUAAAACAGUGCAAUAAGUUUGACACGUUUUCAACAAUGAAACAUUUUUUUGUCUUCCUGAAUAUAUUUGUAACGACGUUUUAUUACAAAGGCCUAUAUUGUCUCUGUAUUAAUAAUCGACUAAUGCAUUUUUAUUUUUGAAAUAUCUAGCUAGUGUUUUAGUUUAUUUCGCUAUAUGUAUGUAUACUCAUAGGAAAAUUAAUGAUGAUUUCAAUGAAAUGUACAUUUUGAAUUAUUGACAUCCGACUGGUCGCCUAAAAACUAGCGAGUGUAAUGUUAACUGGCGCAAAUAUAGAAAAUGAAACAUUAAAUUAAUAAAAGAGGUGCAAAUAAAUGCUUUUUGUUUAGAUAAAUUGUGAUAGAUAUGUAGAUUUCAUGUUGUGUAAAUGUUUAAGGAUAUAAAUUUUCUCGAUUUGUGCAGUACCAUGAGAAUAACUAAGUAUAGGACGGAAUUUCCUUUCUGCCUGCCCUAAACGCCGCUACAUAAAUACUUACUUUUUCCUGAGAUAGGACUGCUAGUUACGAAGGGCUGAAAACUGACAGAGGGCGCUGUGUGUUUGUAACUCUGUGUGCUAGUCUGAGGUUAUGGGUAUAGUAUAUACCAAAAAAAACUUAUUGAUAUGUGUGAAUUAAUCGAUUGCAUUUGAUUUUUUUUGUUUCAUAAAUAAGUUACAAAACCUUUUUUUGUGAGGUACAUAUUAAUCCACUAUGUUAUAUAUCAAAAGAAAGUAACGAAAAGUACAAAUUGUAAGGGAAUUGAAAGUUUGUUUGUAAGAAAUAUUUGGCGCCCUCUAGGCGGAAUUAAUUGACAGUAGUCUUUCCCGUUAUAACAUAUUUUUUUUGGUUGUAAUAAAAUCAAAAACGAUUGUUGCAGUGAAUGUUUUGCUAAAUAAAGGCGAUUACGAAGAGGUGUGGCACGAGAGUUUUGUUCCUAUACUCGUAUUAUAAGUUAUUCUUAUGGCAAUACAUUAAAUUCGUUAAUUUUGAAAGUGCUGUUUAGUUUAAAAUUAUUCGAAAAUAGAAGUACACAAAACAAAGUUGAUUAAAAUAUUUUACAUCAAAUAAUUUUGUGUCCCGUUGAUUUUUCAUACUUUGUUGACAGUAUACUCAAAGUAGCAUUUUUUUUAUUUGGCUUAUAAUUUUAUUAAGUUGACUGCCUUUCGUUUAUUAUGCUCAAUAGUUUUAUAUUUAGUCUGGACACAUCAGUGGUGACAUUAGUUUAUUUUUUUUAAUCCGUAUAGCGGUUUAAGGUAUUUAGUCAAUUAUUGUAUAGCUUCCUUUUUUCGUGAGGGCGUACGGCUGAGAGUCAACACACAGCCUUAAGAGUCUUUUCACAUCGACCGUGUCUGUAUAAAUAGCGACGAACAAUAAUAACACUUUUUAUAUUGCCCAUCGCAUGUGAAACUUGUAUCCCUAAUUAUACAGAGGCGAUCUAGGAAAGUAAAUUUAUAAUAAAGAAAAAUUGUGAUAGCUUAUGAUUUCUAUUUAAAAUAAUUCAUUGUCAUUGACAUUCGCUGUGAGGUUACGUACAAUGUGUUUGUGUACGAGUUUGAAUUGCGUGCGUUAUGCGUGCGAGUUGCGUGCGUAAUGCGUGCGGAUUGCGUGCGUUUUGCGUGCGCACGUGUGAGUGGUUCAAACGCGCACAAAGGAUAUACCUAUGUUAACGAAUGGAAGUGCAGGAUUUUGUAUACUAAUUACAAUAAUACAUGUAAAAACCACAUCACCUUUAUGAUAUACAGGGUGUUACUUAUAAAAUGAGCCGUUCGUGUAUGUUUUCAAGUUAACAAACGUAAUGCAUGAAUUACGUAUAUACGUCAACUAGUAGAAGAUGUCAACGCAUAACGCAAUGUAAAUGCAAUACUAAAUGUCAAAAUAUGACAGUUGUACCAUAGCUCCAAUGUCACGUUAGUUUACUAGAAAACGCAUUUCGAGCUCGCAGCCCCGAUUCUAAAUGACAUUGAAAUCGUAACUAUCCGCGUUAUAAAUUAAAUGACGUCAAUUUUAACACAUUUUGUACCACAGAUGUAAAGUUUCACGUCACAAAUUAUGUUAACGCCUAGUUAAGAUCUGAAUAUCAUAGCGGAUAAGGCUCUCUGCCUUGAGUGUAUGCUUUUUAAGUAAAGAAAACUCGUAAGCGGAAUUGGCGUUAUUCAAAUUGUCCGAUAGGUGGCGGUAAGUUUUCAUACAUACCUAUUGAGGUUUAACGCCAACUCAAAUGAACUAGUUUUUUUUCAGGAGAUAUACACUCAAGGCUAUACCCCCAGCACCAAACAUCUGAUCCUAUUAUUGCAAUCUUGGUUAUCAUUAACUUUAUUGCCUAAAUUAAUGAUACUGUUGCUAAAAAUAUACUUCUGUACCUUAAAGGUAAACUGGCGCGCACGUACCGGGCGAACGUCUUUCCCCAGUUUCUUCGUCUCCUUAUUCUUCUGUAAAUCAGACCUGUCAAAGUGUGACAUUUAACUUUAAUAAGUAUUAUUGAAAAACGGUUCCAAGUUUAACAGUGAUCGUUUUGAGUUUCUAUUUAAAGCAGGAUAAAUGUGAAAAUGGGAGCCAAGUUCAAUAUAUUAGAAUAUACGUAGUUGUUGACUUCGCCGACAAAUGGAUUGACAUUGAAAUGCGUGCCAAGUUCUGUAAUGAUAAUCUCUCUGUAAUCAUAAAAUCAAUAUUAAACCUAAUUUCUUGCACAAAGAAGGAGGUAAAUUAGGAUAAAUUAUAGCUUAAGGUUUUUUUUUUAUGUUUUAUGUUCUUACUUAAGGUGCAUAAAAAGUAAAAACUUAUUAUAAAUUCUAUCGAUAACAAUGAUUUGCGACGGAUGCAAUGAUAGCAUUUAUGUUUGGUGCUAGGGUACUGAUCUAAAACCUCACAGUUUCAUAAGCUAUCGGCUUGGCAAUGAUCAGUAUUAAAUCAUUUUAAAUCAUUGAGUCUCCAAUUCAACUGCCAAGUACAUUUUAUUGUAAGUAUAAUUUGCUAUAUCCCAAUGUUAUGUAUAGCGGACCCUAGUAACUAUUAUAGCUUUCGUUGAAUGCUGCAUUUCUCUAUACCUAGUUAUUUUUUUUUUGUGAAAGAUUGUGUUCUCAUUUUGUAUGUAAAAGCUGGUGUUUCACGUCUUGAAACACGUAGCGACAAUGUGAAUACUAUACAAUUUAAAUAAAUGAAUUAUAUAAAUA
Messenger RNA from Pararge aegeria (speckled wood butterfly), 8303 nucleotides. RefSeq lists its product as uncharacterized. The transcript is spliced from 2 exons. Lineage: Eukaryota; Metazoa; Arthropoda; Insecta; Lepidoptera; Nymphalidae. The record is from RefSeq and is a predicted model, not a curated record. The annotation marks the transcript as partial.